GAGCUUCGCCUUCUUGCAAUUCCAUCGUCUCGUUCCCAUUCGAAAAGGAUAGCGGGAAGGGGAGGUCUUGCUCAGAAUUUCGCAGAUGGAGAACCCUAAGAUUCAAGAAGUCGUCGAGAAGCAGGUUCUGACGGUAGCUCAGGCGGUUGAGGACAAGAUCGAUGAGGAGAUCGCGGCCCUGGACCGACUCGAUGUCGACGAUCUGGAGGCGCUGAGGGAGCGGAGGUUGCAGCAGAUGAAGAAGAUGGCUGAGAAGCGGAGCCGAUGGACUUCUCUUGGACAUGGGGAAUACUCUGAGAUUCCUUCUGAGAAAGACUUCUUCUCCGUCGUUAAGGCCAGUGAGCGCGUCGUCUGCCAUUUCUACCGGGAAAACUGGCCCUGUAAGGUCAUGGACAAGCACUUAAAUAUUUUGGCAAAGCAACAUAUUGAGACUCGGUUUGUGAAAAUUAAUGCGGAGAAAAGUCCAUUCCUGGCUGAGAAGCUCAAGAUCAUUGUUCUUCCAACUCUUGCCCUCAUAAAGAAUGCCAAAGUGGAUGACUAUGUGGUGGGAUUUGAUCAACUUGGUAAUACUGAUGAGUUUAGCACGGAGGAACUGGAGGAAAGAUUGGCUAAAGCUCAAGUCAUCUUUUUCGAGGGUGAAUCAUCAGUUAAUCAUGCAAGGUCCAGUGCACAAACCAGAAGUGUUCGGCAGAGCAGUAGGGAAGACUCAUCAGAGUCAGAAUAACUUGCAUUUCCUGAUAAGUUCUUUACUUGAUUCUCCAGGAAGAUUAGCACUUCGGCUACACCUUCAAUAUAGUCUCAUCCACUUCCUGGCUGGGUGCCAGUGAAAAUUUGUCAUCAUGAUUCUAGAUAUUGUGCUUGAUUCGGAGAGGAUCAUGCUUGGGUGAGAUCAUCUGUUAUUUAUCACCGUAGAAGUAAAUUUUCGAGUUUUGAGAUUGACGAGUUUGCAAUUAUAGCUGGAAACCAGUAUCAGCGAGGUUUCUUGUUCUGUAUGGCCCGCUGAAGGUUAAAUGUAAAAUUUUCGAUGUUGAUUGUUGCGUCAUAUUUGCCAGUCUCACAUUUCUCUCCCUAUUAAUCCAUCGUGACUCUGUUGUAAUCUUUGGCUAUUUUGUUUGGCUUAUUAUAUAUAAUUUCAGAUGCUUCCCUCGA
Neltuma alba is the source of this 1149-nucleotide messenger RNA. Its product is annotated as thioredoxin domain-containing protein 9 homolog. Lineage: Eukaryota; Viridiplantae; Streptophyta; Magnoliopsida; Fabales; Fabaceae. The transcript is spliced from 3 exons. The coding region runs from base 86 to 724 and encodes 212 amino acids. The record is from RefSeq and is a predicted model, not a curated record.